CCUCUCGUCCAAAUAUGGUCACUCUGGCUCCAAAAAUCAAAGAUGGCAAUGGUUAAAUCCAAGAUGGUGACAGUCAAAUCGUAAACCCAAGGCUUCAGAACGGCAGUCCACAAACCAAUGGAUGAUGGUCAGUCACAGUGGCUACGUCCAUGUUUUUUUAGUCUAUGGUGGAGACAGACACCAGAAAAUUUAGAUAUGCUAACGUUACUUUUUAUGCUAAAGUUACUUUUUUAUGCUAAGAAAUAUUUUGUGUGGAUUUUUAUGCUUUUCGUGGAGGUAAGCAGCAGAAACUGCAUAUAUGCAAAUUUUCCUUUUUUUAAUGCUAAUGUUACUUUUUUACGCUAACGAUAAUUGUAUGAGGGCGCUUUUGUGCUCCUAACAUGUGGAGACAAACAGCAGAAAUCUUAGAUAUGCUAAAUUUACUUUUUUAUGUUCUUGUGGAGACAACUAACAGAAACUUCAUAUAUGCUAAGGUUACUUUUCAUGCUGAUGUUAUUUUUUUAAUACUACCAUUACUUGUGUGAUGGGGGUUCAGGCUUCUGUGAUUUUAAACCAUGCUGACACACAGUUUUUUGACUUUUUACCUCUUUGAAUGUCCUCAUGUUGUAAAUUUUCUUGAUUCUCAUAUGUGGCGUAGCUGCUGUAACACUGCAAUUUCCCACUGGGAUGAAUAAAGUACUCUAUCUUUAGACAUUCACAGACAUUCACUUAAAGGGAUAAAUGAAUAAAUACAAAGUUAAUCAUGGAUUAUUUAUUAUACUGUGAUUCAAAAGGUAUUAUGUCCAACAUAAUUCAACCUCAGACAAGUUUGAUAUGAAAUAGUUUUGUCUACCUCAUGAAUCUGCAAUAUGUUGACUAAUGGAAGAAAAAUGUUAUAGUAGCCUGUACGAUUCUUGCCGGGUCUCUGCAGUUGAAUCAAUACCACAGGAACACUGUCUGCAUCACGAAUCAUGCUCCCUUCCCAUCAUUUACAUGCAGCUAAUGGCAUCAGUAUCCAUCUCUGGGGUACAUCUUAUCAAUUCACGACCUCCCUCAUAUUAUAAGAGAUCAUGGAAAUAUGCUCCAUAGAUAUGAAAAUAGUCCCUCUACAGCCAGCAGAAUAUGGCCAAGAUACUUUGUCCCAGCAGCUCUUCAUUUUGAUGCAAAUGUGAGGCAGCCUUGCAGGUUCGAAGCGGGGGAGGGGGACCAGGGGAAAUGCAAUUGAGGGAUUUCUUUGUGAGGCCCGACGCAAAUCCCAAAUGUUCUCAGGGUUGAAAACAAAAACAGCAUGGGUGCUGCACUGGUCAUGUUGGCCCCUUCAAUAGAUGCACCUUCUGCCACACAAAAGCACCGAGGGCUUUCUCGCCAAACUGUGCUUCCAAAAUAUUCCGCUCUUAGAGAUCCGCUCCUCAUACUGUUCAGAGUUGACACAGCUGAGAACAUGAAUCCAGUGCUCAUGAAGUCCACUGGUUGUAUAGUAGACUUUCUGGUGCAAUAGUGAUGAAGGGAGUCGACCUGUCAGUCAGAGACGCCCACUGGUAGCCCUCUGGCUGGUUCCUCUGACUGUAUGAAGCCAGUGUACAUGGUGGCAUGUGGCUGGGAUUAGUAAAUUUCACUGUGGAUUAAAAUCUUUCCAACGCCUCCAUGGCCACUCACUAAAAGAAAGGAGUCUGAAGUUCCAGCAAAGAUCCAGUGAGCACUCUGGGCCCAUGGUCUCACUUAGCAGCUCCAGGAUGUUCCAGCUGUUCCAGGGUCACAUCCAGCCAGCUGGGCAUCGAAGCCGCAAAACCCGUCUAGUCACCAAAGACGGGCGCUGCAACAUCGAGUUCGGCAAUAUAGAGUCCAGUAACCAGUUUGCAUACCUGGUGGACUUCUGGACCACCUUUGUGGAGAUCCGUUGGCGCUUUGUUCUCCUGUUGUUUGUGGCUUCGUUCACCGGCAGCUGGUUCAUUUUCAGCCUGCUGUGGUACUGGAUCGCAAAGAGCAACGGGGAUCUGACCGGACAGAACCGCACAGAUGAACAUGUCCAGUGUAUAGACAAUGUUAACGGCCUAACAACGGCGUUCCUCUACUCCUUGGAGACCCAAACCACUAUCGGGUACGGUGGCAGGGCGUUGACUGGGCACUGUGCUGGCACUGUAGCUCUAAUUAUCAUCCAGUCUCUCAUUGGCACCUUCAUCAACUGCUUCAUGUGUGGGGUCAUCUUGGCCAAGAUCUCGUUACCCAAAAGAAGGGCAAAGACUGUCACCUUCAGCAACACGGCGGUCAUCUGCUUAAAGAAAGGCAGUCUGUGUCUCCUCAUCAGAGUGGCCAACCUUCGAAAGACUUUACUAAUUGGCAGCCAGAUCUAUGGCAAGCUGCUUAGGACCACAACCACACCAGAUGGAGACACCAUCAUUCUGGACCAGGUGCACAUUGACUUCAUAGUUGACGCUGGCAAGGAUAACUUGUUUUUUGUUUGCCCUCUGACCCUCUACCAUGUGAUUAACAGAUCAAGCCCAUUCUACGACCUGUCAGCCAACACUCUUCUGCUACAGGACUUUGAGUUGGUGGUCUUUUUGGACGGGACAGCCGAGUCCACCAGCUCCUGCUGUCAGGUCCGAACCUCCUACAUCCCACAGGAGAUUCAGUGGGGGUACAGUUUCCUGCCCAUCAUCUCCCGCACCAACACGGGAAAGUACCGUGUGGAUUUCUCAAACUUUUCAAGGAGCGUCCGGGUCACCACACCCCACUGCGCACACUGCUUCGAGACAGAUGUGGACGAGAGAAACCAUAACAACCACAAUCACAAUAACCAGCAAAAGCUGGGGAUCGAUAACUUGGGGUUUCAGGUGAUUGACAUUCAUGAUGUAAUGGACAUCACUAGAAUGUGAGCAAGUAGGAUGAGAAGUUUUGCUCUGACUAACAAUAAUGAAUCAGGAUGUGGUAAAUUAAGUGUGAAAAGCUUCGUCUUUCCAACUUCCUCUAAGCAAGGUUUCACUGUUAGUCAGACUGUUUGUGAGGAGGAGUGAAUUAUUGAGGAAAUAUUUGGCCAGACUGCCUUCUCCAGCAAGCUCUCAAGUGAACAUGUGAAUUAUAAUCGACUCGUUUGCCUUAAACAGGCAAAACAUUCAAAGUUCUUAAACUGUCUGGAGGAAAAUUCAGACGUGAACGGGAGUUAAGCUCUUGCCCAGCGGCUCAUUACAAUCAAAGCACAUUUGGGACUUGUGACUUUGUCUAGGUAAUGGGUGGAAGAAGGAGGAAGAGGGAGGAAGAGGGAUUGAGGUUUUGAUGUAUAGAAAAUGAAAGGGGUAAAAUACUGGAUGGCACAGUGGGUGCUUUUUGAGAAGAUUAAGGUCUGAGCCUGUUGUAAUGAAAAACUGUGUGCUAUAAGGGCUGGAGUGGAAAAAAAAGUAGGACAGGCCUUUUGAGUUUUCUCAUUAUUUCAACUAAAACAGUAACUGUAUGCUGUUUUUUUUGUAUGCCUUGAUAAUUAGGAAACUGUGACCAUAGCUGUUAAAUGUGAUGAUUUUAACUGUGACCAGUCUACAUUUUGUAGAUCAUACUGUGUUCACUGUAACUCAGGGAAAAUAACAUCCUUAGUUGAAAUAAACCUUUUUUUCCACAAUAAAUUGACUCAUUGUUCAGUUUUUUAUAUCUUUUGCUGUUCUCCACAUUGAA
Thunnus maccoyii (southern bluefin tuna) is the source of this 3639-nucleotide messenger RNA. RefSeq names its product potassium inwardly rectifying channel subfamily J member 1b (gene kcnj1b). NCBI's taxonomy places the organism in Eukaryota, Metazoa, Chordata, Actinopteri, Scombriformes, Scombridae. The coding region runs from base 1689 to 2852 and encodes 387 amino acids. Gene Ontology annotation, biological process: potassium ion import across plasma membrane; regulation of monoatomic ion transmembrane transport. Gene Ontology annotation, molecular function: ATP-activated inward rectifier potassium channel activity. The record is from RefSeq and is a predicted model, not a curated record. The transcript has 2 exons. Gene Ontology annotation, cellular component: plasma membrane.